Molecule: messenger RNA, 1515 nt
Organism: Paramecium tetraurelia
Lineage: Eukaryota; Ciliophora; Oligohymenophorea; Peniculida; Parameciidae
Exons: 4
Source: RefSeq, a predicted model, not a curated record
AUGUUUAAGUAUUUUAACAAAGAAAAGGAAAAGAAGAAAUCAUUGGUUAUACAAAAAAUAAUGUCCGUUGAGGAAUUCUUUUUGAGAGGGGAGUAUGAAAUUUCAAGUGAUGUUUGGAAAAUGAAUUCUACUUAAUUGGAAGAAACAAUAAAUAAGUAAGAGAAAUUCAUAAAACAUCUAUAAACGUUAUAUUAAUAAUAAUUAGAGUUUAUAGAAGGUGAUAAAAUAAAAUAGGAGGAUAACCUUAGGAAAUUAAAAAAUCAUUUAGAGGAACUUGAAAUUAAGAAUGAAAGCAAUAUUUAAUAGAAAGAAUUGAUAGAGUAGCAGUAUAAAGAAAUUUAUUUAAAGUUUUAACCUAAAGAACAUAAGGAUAUGUUAAUUUAAACUGAAGGAAAUAAUUAACAAGAAGAAGAAUUAAACAGACUGAGAAAUUAAUGUGAAAAGAUGUGUGAAGAAAUUCAAAGAUUGCAGGAGGAGAAUGACGACCUAUCAGUCGCAUUGGAAGCUGAAAAGAAGCAUAAGAGUUCGCUUUAAAACCAAAAUAAUUAAAAACUAUAAUAGUUGGAAUUACAUAUUUAGUAAUUAUAACUUGAACACAACAAAGAGCUUGAAGCCUUGCAAAUUAGAUUAACUAAUAAUUUUUCAGUUGAUGUCAAUUCAAAAACUAAAGAAUUAGAAAGUAAAGUUUUGUAAGAGAAAAUUAAAUGUGAUUAAAAAUUUAAAGAUUGUUAAAGGCUUGAAGAUGAGAUUAGAGAAUUAAAAUAGCAUUUAGAACAACAGACAACAAAAUAUGAAUAGAGAGAAGGCAAAUUAUAACUAUUAGAAUAAAAGAGGACAAGAGAUAAAAAUACAAUAUAAAAAUUAUAAUGCGACUUGUAAUCAAACAAAUAACAUUUGUCUGAAUAAAAUAUUAAAUUAAUAAAUGAAAUUAGCAAAGCUAAUAAUGAGCUAUACGAGUUAAAAUAAAAAUUAGAAAAAUUAGAACAAUAGCAGAAUUAAAAAGAAAAAGUUGUUGACUAAUUCGAAGUUUAAGAAAAAUAACUCAAAAUUUAGUAAUUAGAAUUAAUUAUUUAUGAUCAAUAAAACACGAUAAACAUUUUAGAAAAAAAAAUUGAUUAAUUGGAAUCAUCAUCAAUUAUUAAGAUAUCAGAAUUGGAGAAGAUUAUAGAAUAAUUGAAUAUAAAAAGAGAAAAUGCUAGAAAAGAAAUAUCAGAAUUAUCUCUUAAAUUGUAGAGCAUGCAUUAGGAUCUUAACACAAGCACAUCCAGCAAGCACCAAGCUAAAUCCUCCAAUAUUGGACACAAUAAGUAAAAAUUUCUAUUGUUUCCAACACUCAAACAAAUGCUAAGUGAUGUCAGAAAAAAAGAAGAUAGCAGCUAUAAAUUAUAUAUGCAAGCUAUUGUUACAGAAUUCAAAAAUCAAAAAGAAAUAAUUGCUUUGGAAACAGCUUUGAAUGAUGUUUCAAGAAUGACUCAAGACAUACUUGAUCUUCUUGACGAAAUGGGAUUAAUUUGA